AUGUCGGACGCCGGCGAUGAGGAACAGAGCUCACUGGUGACUUCUCCUAAAGACACCGACUCCGAGCCAAUCAAAGGCAAGAAGAUCUUCUUUGCACCAACUGGCAAUGAAGAAACCUUCAUUGAUCACGAUUGUACCCUUGACGACAAAGGAUAUCCACUUUAUCCCAAUCGCCGGACCAUCUUCGUCAAAACUCCUGAGAUGACAAUCCAAAACUUUGGAUCGGUAGGAUUCCCCAAGACCAGCAAUGUCAAAUGGCGAGCCGAUAAGUCAUGGAAAAUGAAUCGGAUCUUCUGCCUUGGCGCAAUGCUCUGUAGUGAGCCGGGAUGCCAGUGGGUUGGAUCGCCACCAACCGGCAAGAAUGCAAUAGCUGAUUACUUAGCAAGCGAUCCCAAGUGCCCCGGUGCAGCUAGGAAAUGCCCUGGAAAAGUGGCACACCAGGCAUGCAAGAACACUAUCACUCGCCCCAAAGAAGCCGGAUCCCUUAUCAAAGCUCAAGCUGAAAAGGGAAGUAAUGAAGAAUCCAUCUGCUGGGGCCUUCAAGCUCAAACUCGAUGGCAUCUAUUUCAGUUAGGCAAGCCGACCACACCGUUGAACCCUUUCGAAAGUGUCACCAAGAUCCACGAGGCAUUUGUGAACAGUGAUCGCCUGCGAUAUCAUCGGCGUCGUAUCCUCACGGACCUUGGUAUUAACCCAGAGAAGGGGGGCACUGGUUUAGGCGACAAAUUCCUACAUGACAUGUUCCAAUGGAACCAUGUGGGGCUUCUCAUCAUUUCCUCUUCUUUCAAACCGGGGAUCGAGCAUUUUACGUUCCAAACGAAGUGGAUGGGAGAGCAAUUGAUCCGCCGCGAUCACAACAACAAAGUUUACAGUGGGGGCCUUCUAUCGGACGUCACCUACAGGCUUUUUGAGACUGGCUACUUACUCUCAACAUCGAUGUUCUGUGAACAGACGGCUCGCUGGAUACCUGUUCAGCUCUCGUGGAUCCGAGGACUAAGCGCAGAAUGUUACGAAGUCCAUUUCGCUACGCUCUUUGAACAGUUCUAUCGCCCCUCAUUCACCGUAUCCAAUCGCGAGACACUUGUUCGGCAGGUCGUCGAUUUUUCCUUAGCACAGAGGGAGGGAUUCAUCGCUGCUUACAUGAAGGUUUUUGGAGUUACCGAUCGUCAACAGGCCCUUGCGAAGUUGAAGGGGUGCCACGAGCAUUUUCGAGCUCAGGUCACCCGCGUCAAACGCAAUCGGGCGGUGGUUCCACCCGAUCAAGAAGCCCAAUUCCAAAAACUCUGCCUGGGUCUUCUGCUUUUGCCGGAGCCUGGAAAGCCAACUCACGAGCAAAAGAUAGACGAACUGAGACGCCUCUUCCCCAAGACAAAACGAUGGAUUGAUUGGUGGACAAUGGUCGAUGUGGAGGCUAUGCUGUUUCCAUCUAAACGGGCGAUGAUCUCUGAAUCGGCGAAUAAUCAAGACAACCUUCCGGAUACCACCAAUGCCCAAGAGAGCAUGCAUAGGCUCUAUUACAUGAUAAGUGACGGCAAGAAAUGCCUGAUGGUUGGUAUGGCCAAACUGUUUGCUUUUGUGAAACAAGCCGAAGGCCGAGCCAAAUGA
This is a messenger RNA of Puccinia graminis f. sp. tritici CRL 75-36-700-3, 1605 nucleotides long. RefSeq lists its product as uncharacterized. The transcript has 7 exons. Lineage: Eukaryota; Fungi; Basidiomycota; Pucciniomycetes; Pucciniales; Pucciniaceae. The record is from RefSeq and is a predicted model, not a curated record. The coding region runs from base 1 to 1605 and encodes 534 amino acids.